Molecule: messenger RNA, 2061 nt
Organism: Cottoperca gobio
Lineage: Eukaryota; Metazoa; Chordata; Actinopteri; Perciformes; Bovichtidae
Gene: gpr18
Product: G protein-coupled receptor 18
Exons: 3
Coding region: 209-1201 (330 amino acids)
Biological process (GO): positive regulation of Rho protein signal transduction; phospholipase C-activating G protein-coupled receptor signaling pathway
Cellular component (GO): plasma membrane
Molecular function (GO): G protein-coupled receptor activity
Source: RefSeq, a predicted model, not a curated record
AUCACAUUACCCUUUGAGAAAGCAUUCACUUCCCUGUUUUGGCUGAGUGCUCAGAUAAAUCGUUGUGCCGCUUCAUAAACCUGUUGGCGCAAGCUUGUCAAGAUGUUUGUGUGAUUUCUGUGACGUCAAACUCAAGUGGACUCAUGAGGGAUAACGUCUACAUAAUGUUCACAAUUUCAGAAUUAAGCUGGAUCUAAACUUCUCCAACAUGACCGUGGAGUCCAGUGCUGUACACCCUGCGCAGGGACCGGUGGAGUACCGCAUGACGGGCCUCAUCUUCUACGGCAUUGUCUUCAUCAUAGGAGUCAUCGUCAAUAUGACUGCUUUAUGGGUGUUUUCCCUUACCACCAAGAAGAAGAACUCUGUCACCGUGUACAUGAUAAACGUCGCGAUGGUGGACCUCACCUUCAUCCUGCUGCUUCCCUUCAGGAUGGUUUACCACCACCUGGACUAUUGGCCCUUUGGAGAUGUUUUCUGCCGAAUCAGCGCAGCUCUAAUCAUCUUCUACCCCUGCAUGGCUCUGUGGCUGUUUGCUCUGAUCAGCGCCGACCGCUACAUGGCCAUCGUCCAGCCAAAGCACGGCAAAGAGCUGAGGAACGUCCCAAAGGCCGUGGUGGGGAGUCUCGGGGUGUGGCUCAUGACCUUGGGCAGCACCGUCCCCCUGCUCUUCUCCGAGGAUGAUCCCGAUCGCAUCUCCAACUACACCACCUGCAUCAAGAUGCAAGACAUCAUCUACAUGCGCCGUGACAACCCGGUCAACUUUGUGCGACUCUUGUUCUUCUUCCUGCUUCCCGUAUGUAUAAUGAUUGGCUGCUAUAUCGUCAUUGUGGAUAAUCUGGUUCACGGCCGCACCUCUAAACUCAAACCUAAAGUGAAGCAGAAGUCCAUCCGGAUCAUCAUCACACUUAUAAUCCAAGUGUUGGUGUGUUUUGUGCCUUUCCAUGUGUGCUUAGUGUUCCGUUUGGUGGGGACAGGCAUAGAUGGGGGGUUUAGCACAUGGGCGGUCUUCACCACUUUCCUGAUGAACCUGAGCACAGUGUUAGAUAUCAUUCUGUUCUACAUUGUCUCCAAGCAGUUCCAGGACAGAGUGAUCAGCGUGAUUCUGUACAGGAACUAUUUGCGAAGUGUGAGACGGAAGAGCAGGUGUACGCACACAGGCAGCCGAUCAGUGACCAACAACCUGACCAGCGUAAUGACAUGAAGCAACCGACAAACUUUCAUGUCAAACAAUGUACUGAUAUGCACUGUGCACGCUUUGGCGCAGGGUAACACUGAAUGCUUCAACGUGUGCAUGGUUCAUUAUCAAAAAGGAUCAAAACUUGCAAUUAAUUUCCAACGUGUAAUUUACACUCACAGUAUGGGAGCGAGUGCUGCUGUUGUGGCAAAAGCAUCUGUGUUUAGAGCUGAUUGACUCACCCAUGAGACUUGAGAUGUUUUCUUUGUGCAUCUUUGCUCUGGCAGACAAAGCAUGAGUAUCUGUGGCUCAGGUGCAAAUCACGCAGGCUAAAAUAAAGCUCAUAAUCAUUAAAACAUAGCCCACAGUUUGCUUUGCUAUUAUGCAUAAACAUGGAAACUAUUCUGAGCCACGUCAACCUAUAAAGGGUCUGAUUGCCUCCAUUGGGGGGGAAACCUACAGGAAACAAUGGUGGGUUCUUAAAGGCUGCUGCUUUUGUUUGGUCUCUGCAUCAUAUGUGUAACUUCCCCUGCAUAACACCGCAGUGCUGCAUCAUGGCUUGAAUAUAACCAUCAAUGCUGCAUGAGCUCAUGCACAUGCAAAUAGGGUUUUCUUGACUCGUGUCAUCUCCUUUUCUCAUAUUUUGUGAACUCUGAGUUGAACCCAACCACUUGAUACAAGAGUUUAACACACAACCAUCGUCCUGAAAGUUGCUGUUAAUUUAUUGACCAGUUGAUGGCAGCAUGGCACAGCUAGACCCUAUAUCUACCUGCCAGAGCAAGAAAAAAACUGUGCUUUCUUUACUUUUUAAAGUGAAUUGUGCAAAAGAUCUUGUGAUUCUCUGCUUCAGAGUUCUUUAUACUUAUAAAGAUAUCCUUGAACUGAAA